AGUCCUACAAUGCUGUAUUUUUUUGUUGCCUUCGCAAGUGUACUUGCACUUUUAUAUUUUUAUUUUACAAGGACUUUCAACUACUGGAAGGAUAGAAAUAUACCUGGACCUAAACCGAUGCCGUUUUUUGGCAAUAUUAAGGAUUCUUUUCUGAGGCGUAAGUAUCCUGCCGUAGUUUUCAAAAAUGUUUACGAGGCAUAUCCCAAUGAAAAAGUUGUUGGAGUUUACAGAAUGACCACACCGUGUCUACUGCUGCGUGACUUAGACGUUAUUAAGCACGUUAUGAUUAAAGACUUUGAUCUGUUCGUCGACAGAGGAGUGGAAUUCAGUAAAGAAGGACUAGGCGUUAACCUAUUUCAUGCUGAUGGCGAUACAUGGAAAGUGCUGAGGAACAGAUUUACACCAGUUUUUACUUCUGGUAAACUGAGAAACAUGUUGUAUCUCAUGACUGAACGAGGUGAACACUUUGUUGAGUAUGUUGACAACCUUCGUGCAAAACAACCGGAACAACCUAUACAUGUCCUCGUCCAGAAGUUCACGAUGGCUACAAUUUCAGCAUGUGCCUUUGGUAUGGACUUAGAUGAAGAUAUGUACCAUAUAUUGGAUAAAAUAGACAAAAUGAUUUUUACUCAAAGUCAUACCAGGGAAUUGGACAUGAUGUUCCCUGGCAUAUUGAAAAAGUUUAAUGGUUCAUUAUUUCCCAAGUACGUAACCACGUUCUUCGAUAACCUCGCACAAACUGUUGUGAAACAAAGAGGUGGACUUCCGACAAACAGAAAGGACUUUAUGGAUUUAAUAUUGGCGUUGAGACAACAAAAAACAAUUGAAGGAGCGAAGAAACUGGACAGUGAAAAGCUGCGGAUAGUUGAACUGACUGAUAGCGUGAUUGCGGCACAGGCUUUCAUAUUCUAUGCAGCCGGAUACGAGACAAGUGCCUCCACCAUGACUUACUUAUUUUAUGAACUAGCGAAACAUCCUGAGAUACAAGAUAAAGUCAUUGCGGAAAUUGACGAAGUUCUUAAACGGCACAACGGCGAAAUAAACUAUGACUGCUUAAAUGAAAUGACUUAUUUGCAACAAGUAUUUGAUGAAACAUUACGGAAAUAUCCAAUAGUAGAUCCUUUGCAACGCAACGCUCAAACGGACUACAUAAUCCCAGGUACUAAUAUUACAAUCAAGAAAGGACAAACUGUACUCGUCAAUGUUUCGGGUAUCCAUAACGAUCCUAAAUACUACCCCAACCCAGAGAAGUUUGAUCCUGAGCGGUUUAGUCCUGAAAAUGAGAAAGACAGGCAUUCGUGUGCUUAUUUACCGUUUGGAACUGGACCCAGGAACUGCAUAGGCAUGCGGUUUGCCAAGGUGCAGUCCCGAGUGUGUGUAGCCAAGUUCCUGUCCAAGUUCCGUGUAGAGCCUUCGAAAAACACACCAACGGUGUUGGAAUACGAUCCCAUGCGUAUUGUUCUGAUUCCCAAGGGAGGAAUUCACCUUAAUAUUUUACGUCGAUAAUUUUUUUUACAAUUUUUGGAACGUCAACAUUGCCUUUAACAGGUCGAAUUUAUACGUUCUUUGUAUUUUUAUUUUUGAACCAUAGACGAACCAUUUUUUAAGAUUAUA
Molecule: messenger RNA, 1614 nt
Organism: Papilio machaon (common yellow swallowtail)
Lineage: Eukaryota; Metazoa; Arthropoda; Insecta; Lepidoptera; Papilionidae
Product: cytochrome P450 6B5
Exons: 2
Coding region: 10-1506 (498 amino acids)
Molecular function (GO): iron ion binding; monooxygenase activity; heme binding
Source: RefSeq, a predicted model, not a curated record